Cordyceps fumosorosea ARSEF 2679 is the source of this 1323-nucleotide messenger RNA. RefSeq names its product Aminoglycoside phosphotransferase. The transcript has 2 exons. Lineage: Eukaryota; Fungi; Ascomycota; Sordariomycetes; Hypocreales; Cordycipitaceae. Bases 1 to 1323 code for a protein of 440 amino acids. The record is from RefSeq and is a predicted model, not a curated record.
AUGCAGCCAGAAGCUUCACCCCAAGCGGCAAGCAUGAGAAACACAUUCACCGUGGGGAGCGCGGCGUGGACUGGUGCCACGGAGCACACCGACGAGUAUGCGGAGCGCAUCGUACAGUUUCUCAAGUACACGGACGAAAGCGCGCUGUGUGACUACGCCUCUGGGCUUCGCAACGGCAUCGACUGCACCGUGUGCCCCGAGUUCGCCGUCGGCAGCAACCACAUGGUGCGGAAGCUGCGCUUCGAGGACGGCAAGGAGUGGGUGGCCCGGAUGCGCAUGCCGCCUAUCUGGGGUGAUGAUGAUCUGGGCUCCGGCGCCAUGAACGUGGCCAUGAGCUCCGAGCUCGCAACAAUGGCCUUUGUACGGCAAAACACGGACAUCAAGGCGCCUCAGGUUCACGGCUUCGACCUCGACAUUGACAACGAUGUCGGCUGCGUCUUCGUGCUCAUGGACUACAUACCCGGAAGCACGGCAGAAGCCGUCUCCAGGCUGUACAACCCGGGCGAUGACGAGGGCGCCAUCCCAGCACAGUUCCGGGACCGGUUCUGGCGACAGCUGGCGGGCAUCAUGGCGCGCCUGGCAUCGGUGCGCCUGCCCAAGAUCGGAUCCAUCUACCGCGAGAGCAGCAACCCGGGCGCGUUCGCGACCGGUCCCAUCGCUGAGACGCUAUCCGGCCCGUACGACUCGGCGGCCGCCUUUUACCUCGACUACCCGCUGAGGCUGGCACGCCGGCUCGCCAUCGGCAAGCCGGCACUGGAGGGCCAGGACGCUCUGCUGCGGGCGUUUACGCGCGUGGUGGCGGCGUCCUUCAUCCGGCCGACAAGAAGCGUGGACGAGGAGGGAGCGGAAGAUGAAGAGGAUGAGUGUGGCGGCUUCGGGCUGGCGAAUUACGGCCUGGGCCCGAGCAACGUGCUGGUGGACGCCGAAUUCAACAUCCUGGGCGUCAUCGACUGGGGCUCGGUCAUGGCGCUGCCAGAGGCGGCGCUGCACCGGUUCCCACGGCGGAUGGGCGUCGACGCAGCGAUCCCGGGGUGGUCAGGCGAGGACGCCGACGUCUCCGAGGUGGAGCGGGAGAGGUGGGAUCGCGGGCAUCGCUUCGCCAAGGCGGUGGAGAGGCAGGCACGGCACGACGAGGACGAUGACUGCGUCGUGUUCCCGUUCACGGCGGCGGGAUUCUACUCGCGCGAGGCCGUGGCGUUUCGGGCGCUGGCGGAGAUGCGCAGCAGGCAAGGGGCGCGCGUGAGCGAGGCCUGGGUAUGGGGCUUGGACUGGCUGGCAGAGCACAACGACGAGGAGCUGGCGCGGUUCUACGCGGAUAAUUGA